GCGCGGGAUGCUGACCUCAACCAUGGGGCCGCAAGGUCUCCCGCCACUCCUGCUGGUGCUCCUAAGCUGCUGCGCCUCAGCGAGCACCCAGGUCGUGGCCACUCCGGCAGUGGCCACCCCGGCAGUGACGAAGGAGGAUUUCAACUCCACCGAGGCCACCCCCGCCACUCUCAGGCCCUCCUGGUCGCCCAGGACCCCAGGGACUCCCAGGGCCCCGGAGCUCUCUGACCCCAGGCCCACCCCGGUCACGGACGUUGCUGCUCUGUGUGUCUGUGACCUGCUUCCAGCACAGUGCGAUGUCAGCUGCUGCUGUGACCCUGACUGCAGCCCCACGGAUUUCAGUGUCUUCUCUGCCUGCUCAGUCCCAGUAGUCACGGGUGAUAGGCAGUUUUGUAGUCAGAAGGCUGCCAUAUACUCAAUGAAUUUGACAGCAGCUCCUCCUCACCGGGUCUUUAAACUCAUUGACCAGAUCAACCCAUCCGUCUUCUGCAUCCACACUUCAAACUACAAGCCUGCGCUGUAUUUCGCUAAUCCAGAAGUGCCCGAUGAAAACAAUUUUGACAGACUGAUGCAAGCAUCAGGUGGCUUUACAGUGAGUGCCGAGUCAGAUGUUCCUUCCACAGCCACGUCAGAUGUCCCACAACCCACUAAAUACGAGUACGGAGUCCCUCUGCAGACCGCAGGAGCAUCUUCAGGGUCAUUUCUGAGACUGCCUUCGCCUCUCACGUCCUCUCUGUGUACAGACCAGAACCCAGCAGCGUUCCUGGUGAACCAGGCCUUCGAAUGCAGCCGCAGAGUGGACAUAGAUCAGUGUGAAGGGAUGGAAGCCCUCAGCCUGGCUCAUUACAGCAGCCCUGCCAUUCUGAGGGUGCCUAAUUCAACGACACAGGUCUCCAUCAAGAUCCAGUCUGUCAUGUAUCGGUCUCUCAAUCACACGCUGACCCGCUUAGAAGGCCAUGGUGUCCUGCGGCCAUCUCUGAUCAGCACCGGGCAAGACAGACUCUGCAGCAACGUUGUUCUCCAGGUGCAGUACCGCCUGGUGUACACUGCCACAGGCCAGAUCCAGGACGCUGGCCUCUCCCUCGUUCUUGGGACACUGAGCCGCACAGUGAGCCUCCUGCAACAGAAGUUUGAGAUUCUCUUUAUUCAGCAUGGAACCAAGCCUGUUCCUCUCAGUGGCAGCCCUGGUUACAGGGUGGGACUCCCGCUGGCCGCUGGCUUUUUGCCUCAGAAGGGGGCUGGGAUUAUCCAAACAACGAACAGACACGGCCAACUUACUAUUCUUCGUAGCACAGCCAAGCAGGACUGCCUCUCAGGCGAGGGGCUCCGGGACCCUGUGCUAUUUGGCUACAAUGUGCAGUCUGGCUGUCAACUCAGACUGACAGGCACCAUCCCAUGUGGGCUCCUGGCACAGAAAAUGCAAGAUCUGCUGAGAGGCCAGGCCUUCCCUGACUACGUGGCUGCGUUUGGGAAUUCCCGGGCCCAGGAUGUGCAAGACUGGGUGCCCGUGCACUUUGUUACCCUCUCCUCCAACACGAAGCAUGUUCUUUUGUAGGGUUCUUGCCAGCUCCCUGUGGCUUUGGGUAUAGAAGUGAGAUGGACUAAGUAUGGGUCCCUGCUGAACCCCCAGGCCAGGAUAGUAAAUGUGACUGCCCAGCUCAUCUCAAUUCCAGAGCCUCUCCCAGGGCCUGAGAGGACGAUCGUCAUUUCCACUACAGUGACAUUUGUGGAUGUGGCAGCCCCUGCAGAGGCAGGCUUCCGAGCGCCCCCCACCAUCAACGCCAGGCUGCCUUUCAGCUUCUUCUUCCCAUUUGUGUGA
This is a messenger RNA of Acomys russatus (golden spiny mouse), 1819 nucleotides long. It is a transcript of the gene Tctn1, whose product is annotated as tectonic family member 1. Gene Ontology annotation, biological process: protein localization to ciliary transition zone; cilium assembly. Gene Ontology annotation, cellular component: MKS complex. The transcript has 15 exons. NCBI's taxonomy places the organism in Eukaryota, Metazoa, Chordata, Mammalia, Rodentia, Muridae. The record is from RefSeq and is a predicted model, not a curated record.